AUGGUGGAUCGCACUAAGUACCCUGAAGAUCAAGUUCCAGAGCUCGCAGUCCGCCAGAUCUUCGGCCGGCAGAAGCUUGAGUCUGACCUGUGCUUGCUCUUGGCGGCUUCGGGUUUGACGUCGAUCGAGCGGCUGGCGAUGCUGGGUGAUUCCAUCUCGUCCGUCAAGACGACCGUGAAGGCGAUCGUCGAUGACGAGACCAAGUUUGGCAAUACUGCGGCGAAGCGAGAGCUCGCGCUUACGCAGCUGGCGGCCGUUUGGAAGGCAGCCUCGACGCUGCAAGAGCACGUCUCUGCUAGAAGAGCCAGGAUGGAAGAGGAGCCCAACAAAGUGCCCGAGAUCCCGGGUGAGGACCACGCGGAGUUUCGGGAAGUCUUUGUUCAAGCACAUCCAGACAUGCUGCUCACGUAUCACCGUGAGCCGCACAGAAAGUUCGUCGAGCGGAUCCACCGGGACUAUAUGGUGCAUGGCGCGGUCGCCUUCUACGAAGUGGCAGAGAUGAGAGUUCGAAGCGAGACGAUCGUCCAGACAGCCAACCUGGCUAAGACGUCUGAAGAUCUCUUGCGGGUCGUUCAGGUUGACGCAAAGGGCGCCGUGAGCUCCGAGUCGAAUGUCAUGGAUCGCUUGCAUGCUUUCUUCAUGGCUCUCGAGUACCUGAACGUCUGCGAGUUCUCGACUGCAGCAGGCCCCCUACGCUACCUCGCAGGGCUGGAAGAAUGGAGGCACGAGAAUCGGGGGCUGGCGGUCCUGCUGGCAGCCGAUCGGCUCAUUCGCCGCAAGGUCUACACGCUCAACAACGACCGUCGAAAGUCGUUCGGCACUUUCUCUUCGGCCUUGCUCGAGGUUCUCACCAACUACAAGCAGCUUUGGAAUGAUGCGAGAUCGGCUGCCGAGCUCGAGAAGUUCCGGCAGAUCGAAGCUGAAGUAGGGGAGACGCCAAAGAAGCGGGCGCGAUCGCGCAGCCCGCUGACGCCCCCGACUAAGGCUUCGAAGACAAAGCGCAACCGCAACCGCCGUGAGAAGAUGAAGCUCUUGCUCAAGCAGGCCAAAGAAAAGGACAGAGAGACGAUUCCUGAGAAGGGAGGCAAGGAGCAGAAAGGCGAUCGUACCAAACAAAAGUCAACCAAGGAUUCCCGUGUUCCGGAGCAAGAGUGGAAGAAGAUCUUGUCUUUCUCCUACUCGGGAAAGAAGAGAUGCCCAUGGUACAACUGCUCGUUGGGCUGCCGGUUUGGUGACAACUGCAGAGACAGCCAUCCUCCACGGUCGGCAGCCUUUGCUCCCACCAUAGAUGCCGUGCCGCGGUCGGCAGUUGAAGCUGUUUGUUCGCAGCUGAAGUCCGAUCGGGGCGAGUCAUCUGCAUGUUGGAAGAAAUGGUCGGAUGUUCCCAGGAAUGUGGCUGAGGUCGCUGCGCGGGGCCCAUUCUUCCUGGAGAUCUUCGCAGGAGAAGCGGGCUUGACGCAGCAACUUCGUGCGCUCGGGGUCCCCACCCUCCCACCCAUUGAGAUUGAAGUCAAGGGCAAUGUGAUCCAGGCAGCGGACAUUGAGGAUCCUGAAUUGCUGGCCUUUGUCACGCAGCUCAUUCGUGUCGGAGCCGUUCGUCUGGUGCAUUUUGGAACCCCAUGCGGUUCUUUCAGCAAUGCAAGGAAGAUCCCGGCUCCCGGCCCCAGGCCGCUUCGUUCGAAAGCGCAUCCUAUGGGGCUCGGGCAGCUUACCGCAAACGAACAGGCUCAACUUGACACCGGCAAUCGUCUCCUGGCGCUCUCGCUCGACCUGAUCGAGGCGCUGCUCGCUGCAGGAUCCGACUUCGUGCUAGAGAACCCCGCCAACAGCUUGAUGUGGAGAGUCCCACGCUUACGCCAUCUCGUGAAGCGAUGGCGUUUGCAGUGGGUGGUCUGUGAUCAAUGCCAGUUCGGUUCCGAGCACAUGAAGCCGACUGCCUUCCUUGUGUCCCACGCAGCACUUCACGAAGUAGGUCUCCGCUGCUCAGGUGGACAUGGGCAUGUGCCGCUACGUGGACGCCAUCGUGUCCAAGGUGAGUGGGUGUUCCGCACGCGCCAAGCGCAGGUCUAUCCACCGCAGUUGUGUUCGGCCUUGGCUCGCUGCAUUCACCACAUCCUGUGCGGUCGCACGCCCCAGUUUGCCGAGUCUUUCAAACUGGUGCACCAAGAUGAUGUCCGAAAGCGCCCGCUCGGCGAGGAAGCGAAGUUCAGGCAGCAUAGACAAGAGGCGGCCGCCAAGCUCGCUCAAGCUGCAGGCUAUCAGAUGAAGCGGGGGGCCAUUCGUCCUCUACUCACACAUGAAGUGGAGCCGGGCGUUGCCGUCGAGUGGGCUUUGCAGGUGUCCCACCCGUUCUCUGUUCCUCCACCACUGACAGAGACUAUGCUACGGAACAUCAAUCUUGUGGCUCUCCAGGGUCAUGCAGUGCCACGUGCUCGCAGCCAUGAUCUGGACUGGUGGCGCCGUGAAGCGCAUCGGUUGUUGCCAGUUACAGCCUCUUGGAUCGAACAAGUACCUGAUCGGCACCUUCGAUGCUUGCUUCGCGGCGCUCCGGACGGUCAUCCAUGUGAGCUCGGUCGUACAUGCCAUGUCGCAUUGUACGAUCAAUUCCUGCGAUUCGUACGUUCGGCGGAUCAAGAUCUGGUCAAGUGUUUGCUGCAUGGUUUUCCUAUCGUGGGCCGGAUCUUGCCUUCGCACAGAUGGCCGGCCUAUGAGAAGUCGCAGAAGGUCAUCCCUGUGCAGGAAGCAAUGGAUCGGGCCUGGGAGAUUCGAAAGAAGGUCAUCCUCCGAGCAGACAGCGUUCCUGUCUCGGACGAUCUACGUUCGCUGUGGGCAUCGUCGAUGGAGGAUGUGGCAGAAGGAUCGGCGGCGGGACCGUUCUCUUCGAUCGAGGAGGUGUCUCUGUUUGUGGGAGCGGACAAUUGGAUCCCCACUCAGCGGUUCGCAGUGGUGCAGAAGAAUAAGGUCCGAGGAUGCGACAGCGCCACUGUGAAUCUGAUCAACCGCAUCACCGAGAUCGUAGAGAAGCUCCAGCUGCCGUCCACGGACUUGAACGUGGCGGCUUUGCGCGAGCUCAGGACGCGCUGCGGUGGCAAGAAGUUGCGAGGGUGGGUCCUUGACGAGAGGAAAGCCUAUCGGCAGGUUCCGAUAGCCCCUGGCCACCGCAAGUUCAGCGUGAUCUGUCUGAAGGACCCCUCUUCAGGCGUGACAAAGUUCUUUGUGAUGAUAGGUCACUCUUUCGGCCUCGUCUCGGCGGUGUACAACUACAACCGCCGUUCGGCGGCCAUUAACGAGAUUCUCGAGAAGAUCUUCGGGCUCGUGUCCUUUAACUUCUACGACGACAAGUGCGGGUUCGAGGUCGAGGAGACGAUCGACAGCGCCCACGAGGUUGCGAUCACCGUUCACUGGCUUCUAGGAGCACAGUUCGACGCCAAGAAGCUCCAGAAGACUGCGGCGCCUGUGAUCCUCGGGGUGACCUAUAAUCUGGAGCAGAUGAUUCUCGAGAUCAAGAAAGAACGGAAGCAGGAGCUCAUCGAGCUGAUCGACUCGUACCUGACCGCGGGAGUGUUGGACGCUGGCUCGGCUGGCAAGCUCAAAGGCAAGCUGAUGUUCGGAGCGAGCCAGCUCUGGGGGAAAGUAGGAAGAGCCUUUUUCCGACCGCUGUCUGAGCGCCAGUACUCGCGAGAUCAAGGAGGUGAUCGCUCGCUCCUGACGCCCCAGAUCGUGCGCGCUUUGAAGCACUGGAAGCGGCUCAUCUCGGCAGGACCACCAAGGCCUAUCGACCUGCGAACAGAACGUAAGGCGGAUGUGGUGGUCUUCACGGAUGGGUUCGCGCCCGACUUCCGGAAGGGUGAAGUUGAUCCAGAGCGGAUCGGCAUCGUGGUCUUUGAUAGAAGGUCUCCGGCCCCCUUCCAAGUCUCCGAGCCGAUCCCCGAGAAUGUGAUCAAGAAGUGGAUUCCACGAAAGAGCCAGAUCUUCCCAGUCGAGCUGAUCGCCCCGGUGUUGGCCCUCUACACCUUUCGCGAUCUCCUGAGAGGCAGGGACGUAGUCUUUCUCAUUGACUCCGAAGGAGUUGAGGCUGCGCUCGUGAAAGGAUAUUCAGCUCGGGAAGAUGUUGCAUCAAUCGUCGAGGUGUUCUGGAACCUCGCUCUUGAGUUAGGCGUGAAUGCCUUUAUCGAUCGAAUCUCGACAGAUGCGAAUCCGGCAGACUGGCCGUCGCGGUCGCGUCUGGAGAUCGGUCGCAAUGCUGGGUGGCUGUUGGCCGAAUGUCAGUGGCCGCCCGAGCUCCUUUAA
Messenger RNA from Symbiodinium natans, 4290 nucleotides. Lineage: Eukaryota; Dinophyceae; Suessiales; Symbiodiniaceae. The record is from the annotation of a GenBank genome assembly.